UAAUAAAGUUUGUGCGUAAGAUUUAGAGCAUUGCAUCAAAAUAGACAUCUCUCUCAUCCUAUCUAUCAUACACCUAAACCUAAAUUAAAACGUAGUUUCAGCUUACCUAAACUUUUCGUCUUUAAUCCAGUUAAGCAAUUUCAUAGCAUCCCUCAGAAAAUGAGAAGAAAAAGUUGUGAUUGUAAGGAAUGUGGUCGAAUGACUAACUUUCAAUAUAGAAAUAUGAAUGUCCCACUCAUUCUUAAACCUUCUAGAAUUAGAAGGUAACCUUCUCUUAGAAAUAAUAGAUUAUUGACUGCAUAAAAUACAAGUAUAUAUAUGCCUGCCAUAUAAUUAUUUUAGAAAAACUAUUUCGCAAAUUUUCUGCUUCAAAACAAGAUACUUUGAUUUGCACUUCUUCUUCUUAAUUAAUGCUCACUUCUCUACGUAGAGCUUCAGCAAGAACCACUGAAAAACUCAUUGAAGAUACUCAAAUUCGCAUAUUUGAACCUCCUAAGUCUUGUAAAAGCCAUUUAUUAUAAAAUAUUAACAAAUCAGAAAUACAAAAGAUUACCUUAUAAAUUCCUAAAUCAUAACGAAUUGUCAAAACAUAACCCUCAGAACAUACAAAAAUUAAAUUACCUCAAACUUAUAAAAGCUUGAAGCUAAUUUAAAAGAGAAACUUUCUUUGUACAUACUUGAAUAAAUAUAAGAAAUCUAAAACAUAAAUCAAUUUAUAAAAGAUCUGA
Molecule: messenger RNA, 728 nt
Organism: Paramecium sonneborni
Lineage: Eukaryota; Ciliophora; Oligohymenophorea; Peniculida; Parameciidae
Source: the annotation of a GenBank genome assembly